This is a messenger RNA of Mercurialis annua (annual mercury), 791 nucleotides long. RefSeq lists its product as uncharacterized. Bases 104 to 691 code for a protein of 195 amino acids. NCBI's taxonomy places the organism in Eukaryota, Viridiplantae, Streptophyta, Magnoliopsida, Malpighiales, Euphorbiaceae. The record is from RefSeq and is a predicted model, not a curated record. The transcript has 5 exons.
AUGGUAGGUACCAACAAUAUUAAUAUAGUUCUCAUGGUUCUUGAGUAAUGUAGACUGAAAAUUCAAAGUUUUCAACUAAAUAAAAAUUGAUAAGAAAAUAAAAAUGAAGAAUGCAAAGAAGAUGAAGAUACUUUGCCUUCAUGGAUUUAGAACCAGUGGAAGUUUUCUUCACAAGCAAAUUACCAAAUGGGAUCCUUCUAUUUUUGCUCAAUUUGAUUUGGAUUUUCCGGAUGGAAUUUUUGCUGCCGGAGGAAAGUCAGAUAUUGAAGGGAUAUUUCCACCUCCAUACUUUGAGUGGUUCCAAUUUAAUGAAGGUGCAACACUCUCAGCUUUGUUGCUAGGCUACCAAGCUCAAGGCAAAGUAUUGAAGGAGCAUCCACCAAUGAAAUUGUUUAUAUCAAUAUCAGGAUCAAAAUUUAGGGAUCCAAAAAUAUGUGAUAUUGCCUACAAGGAUAUAAUUAAGGUCAAGUCAGUCCAUUUUAUAGGAGCUAAAGAUUGGUUAAAACUGCCCUCUGAAGAGCUGAGUACUGCAUUUGAUAGCCCUCUAAUUAUAAGGCACCCUCAAGGUCAUACUGUCCCAAGACUUGAUGAGGCAGCUAUUGAACAACUACAUGGUUGGGCUACAGAGAUCAGCCAAUGCAACAAUGAAGAAACUAAAUUGAAUGAAGAGGGAAGACCAAGUUCAGCCUAGUAGAAUUAAUGAUAAGGUUUAUAAAAAUUCUACUUCUUUGACAUUAAUAGUAUGUAAUAUCCAAAUAAAAAUACUAAUAAAUUAUUUUUUAUGCUUUUUA